AUGGAUAGAUUUGGAUUGAAUGGGCUACUGUCUCUCGUGAAAAUGGAACAAACAGACCAAACUGUAUUUGCGAUAGGACAAGACAUAAAUUUACUUGGAUUGGACUUAUCGACCGACUCACAAAUUUUAAAGAAGUUACCAUCUCCAUGGGCAGAAACCUCUAGAUCGGAAGUGGAGCCUUAUUUCACGUUGCCGGAAUCUAUCCGUUCAGAAAAUAUCAUACCACUUCCAGAGCCUUGUGACAGUAAGAUACAAUCGUUUUCCGACGAAACGUUAUUUUACAUUUUCUACAUGAAGCCUAGAGACACAUUACAGGAAUAUGCUGCACGCGAGUUAGUAGCGAGAAACUGGAGAUAUCAUAAAGACAUACAAGUAUGGUUAACUAAAGAUAGUAAUGUUGAGCCAGUACUUAUUAGCCAGGAUGUUGAAAAGGGUGUGUAUAUAUUCUUUGACCCACAUAACUGGGAGAAGAUUAAGAAAGAGUUUGUUCUACAUUAUUCUUCUGUGCAAGCGUAA
Debaryomyces fabryi is the source of this 516-nucleotide messenger RNA. RefSeq names its product CCR4-NOT core subunit. Gene Ontology annotation, biological process: regulation of DNA-templated transcription; nuclear-transcribed mRNA poly(A) tail shortening. The transcript has a single exon. The coding region runs from base 1 to 516 and encodes 171 amino acids. NCBI's taxonomy places the organism in Eukaryota, Fungi, Ascomycota, Pichiomycetes, Serinales, Debaryomycetaceae. Gene Ontology annotation, cellular component: CCR4-NOT core complex; P-body. The record is from RefSeq and is a predicted model, not a curated record.